CAUCGAGAAAUGCAUUGUGGGAUUCGUUCUCUUUUUGCCUCGUGUACUUUUUCAAAAGCAAUUUGAUUUUUGGUGUGUACUUCUCAGCGAUUUUGUGCCCGUUUUAAUGCCCCGAUCUUUGUAAAUUUUAUAGAAUAUUCAAGAUUAGUUCUUGUAUUUUAUAGGGAGAGGCGUUUUAAGUCGAUUUCAAGAUGGUUACCGCUAAAAAGGCGGUAAGUAUUUUCAUGAUUGGCUGUCAUGACUCAUGAGUUACAAAUUUUCAUUGAAGGUUUUCAUUGUUGUAGUUUGUAGCGUGUAUUUGCUAUGGUGGAGGCAUUGCAUUAUGCCUGAGAAACCUGAUAAUACUGAAAUAUAUAUUUCAUCUUAUCAGGAGCUCUGGUUGAGUUGUAGUUUACUUUGCCUGUUGUUAAAUUUUGAAGCUUGAGUGAUUCUUUUCAGUGCGAUGUUUGGUAAGUAUUGAAUAGGUCUGAAUAGGCGACACCAACCAUGCUUUCUUCUAUUGACACAUAGGUUUUCUAUGAAUAAUAGUUGGCCAAUGUGCAAACUAUGGGCGCUUUCCAUUUGACGUAAAUCUUGCUUGAAAAUCAAAUGGAACACGUUAAUUUCUGGAAAUGCUGUUUCGAAAAUUUCGGACAUGAGUCUCUCAAGGUUGUCCACAAAUUGGAAAUUCCGUAAGUUUCCAAAUUGUUACAUUCCAUUAAAACAUUUCCCAACCAUGUUGCCCCUUUCCAGUCUUCGACGAGCAAAAACCGCCACCAAAACCAAAAUGGAGGGUUCUCAACCAUUUCAGUGCCUCGAGUCUGAAUUUAUUUUGCCGAAUGCUGAAAGAAGAGAUUUGAGCGGCAGUGUCAAAUUCUUCAAAAUUAAAGAAACCGCAUUCCAGAAAUUAACAUGUUCCACAGGAUUUCCGUCAAAUGGAAAACGUGCAACAAGCCUCCCAUUAUUUACAAGGCCAGUGAUAUUCUUCCUGAAAUGAUGACCAUGUGCAUUUCUGAAGAGCAGAGGUUUUGCUCUUUGUUGUUUACACACGAAACUCUCGAUCUGAUUGGGAAGAAUAGGUAUAAAAAUUGGUUUAAAGUCAUUAUAUCUGUGAUCUAUCCUAUCAUAGAAAAAGUUGUAAUACAAUCACAAGCGUCUGCGUCAUGCUUUGAUGCGCUGCAUUGAUCAUGUUGUCUUACCUUGGGGACAAAAUUAUAAGCCAAAUAAUAUCUGCCAUAAUCUGGGCUUUCAGAAUUAUUCAGAGUAGACAUCUGUUUUGAUAAAGAAGGGGGCGGUCUAAAAUUUGAGACUUGGAAAAUUGAUUGACCCCUCAAUUUCCAUAGCUCACCCCCACCUAUACUUCAUGACCAGUCACUUGCUUUCAUUCUUCAACAAAGUAACUUCAAGAUUUAAGAUGGCAAAUAACUAAAUCAGUUUUACAAAAUAGUAUGUCAUUUUCGAAAAUAACCAGGCUAUAUAAAGUGGACCAAGUUGAGGAAAAAUAACUUUGUUUAAAUGCUCAGAGUGGAGGAAGGAGAGCAGAAUUGAUAAUUCAAGAACUAAACACAGUAACCAGCGGUAAACGUCAUGCCACCCGCUGGAACUCCGGCGGUCGCCGGGUUAUUUUGAAAGCCCUGCAUAAUCCCUUGUGUUGUGAACCAAUGUUGCCGGAGAUUUGAGCUGUAAAGCAGCCAGAGCUGAAAAACUGGAGUUUGCACAGCACUAUAAUCUGCCUCUACUAUAAAUCAGGACAUGACUUAUCUUAUCUAUAUCCAUUUGUAGAAAAAGUCUCAAGAAAGCAUCAACUCACGUCUUCAACUUGUUAUGAAAAGUGGUAAAUACACUUUGGGCUACAAGUCGACUCUGAAGACACUCCGACAAGGAAAGGCUAAGUUGGUUAUCAUCUCAAAUAACACUCCUCAACUGAGGUAUGUUGGGAAAAUGUUAAACUAACUUUAUUUAUACUGGAUAGCUCUAUCAGUUCUAAACUGUUCUUCCUUGAGGUCCAGUAAGGAUCAUCUCUUAUUGAUCCAGUGUUACUACAGGAGGAAACCUAAACUACACUAACUUUAUUUAUACUGGAUAGCUCUAUCAGUUCUAAACUGUUCUUCCUUGAGGUCCAGUAAGGAUCAUCUCUUAUUGAUCCAGUGUUACUACAGGAGGAAACCUAAACUAAACUGUAUUUAUUUAUACUGGAUAGCUCUAUCAGUUCUAAACUGUUCUUCCUAGAGGUCCAGUAAGGAUCAUCUCUUAUUGAUCCAGUGUUACUACAGGAGGAAACCUAAACUAAACUAACUGUAUUUAUACUGGAUAGCUCUAUCAGUUCUAAACUGUUCUCCCUAGAGGUCCAGUAAGGAUCAUCUCUUAUUGAUCCAGUGUUACUACAGGAGGAAACCUAAACCAACUUUAUUUAUACUGGCUUAAAAAAAUAAUUUUUUCCCCUCGACAGGAAAAGUGAGAUUGAGUACUAUGCAAUGUUGGCAAAGACAGGUGUCCAUCACUACACUGGCAACAACAUUGAGCUGGGAACCGCCUGCGGAAAAUAUUUCAGAGUAUCUGUGCUGAGCAUCACCGACCCUGGAGACUCGGACAUUAUCCGAACCAUGCCAACCGGCCAAGAGUCGCAAGACAAGUAGAAUUGUUGCAGGGUUGUAAGUGACAUUGCGUGAAAUGAAUAAAAUAAAAUAAGAAUAUUGUGUGCUGUUGUUUGUUAAAUGUCAUUAUAUUUGAUGAUGGAUUGUACCAGGGUGAGGCAAUUUUAAUAAAAAUGACGAGUGCACCGGUUUUUGCUACUCAAGCGUGUGCGAAUCGAAGCCCUUUUAGAUCGCUGGUCAUCGUUAUAGACGUUUUCCCAUACAUGUGUAAACACAAGACUUGAUUUUUUGUAAUGGACCUGGAUAAGUAUAGUAUAAACUCUCUUUUAGUUUAAUCAUGAAAGCGUCAUUUGAAUAUACCGAUUUUGUCAGAGUGAUUUUGCUGUAAUACCGAUGUUUUCCUGGUUUUUCACCGAAAGCAACGUCUGUUAAAUCGGUUCUAAAAAAUUUAUCGAUUAAUCACCUCACCCUAGUUGUGCAAAUACCAAGGGGAUUUCAGGGACAAAAUAAGCAGAGUUAAGCCGUGCAAGACUAUGAGCAUGAUCACACAAGUUUGUUAAUUAAUAAGCCAAGUCUACAAAAGGGCUCCAUAAGCACACAUUGGCAUGUAAUGGUUUAAUUAAAACAAAUGAAACAAACAUUUAAAAGUUAUUCUGAUAUACAUUUAUAUUUUUUUCAAAAGGGCAACUCAAUAAUUAUGGUUUUAUUUUGGUUCAAAAUCAUUAUUUACUUUAUGAAAAGAAAACAUUGUUCAAGUGAUUAAUCUGCCCCCUAGUGAGUGUGUACACUCUUGGGACAAACUCAUUUUGAUUAAAAUAUGUUUAAUUAAAUAACAAAAUUUAGACUUGCAAGUCGUCGGUAUAAUUACACCACCGAUUUCACCUCAAAAGUUUUAAAUAAUAUCUACAUCUAUGGCUGUUUUGUGAGUUAAUAUUUUAUAAGGCUCCUUGUAUAACUGCAUUUUGAUGUCACUUCAGAACAGCGAUGUUCAUUGAAGAGUAGCAUGUAAGUGCAAAUUUAAACUAAGAAUAGAUUAUGAGUCUUCAUCAAAGUACAACUCAAGAUAGUUUCUUUGUCCAGCUGGGAUAUUUGGUUUCUUUGGUGAUGUUGUGUUUCCACUCCACUCACCACCUUUGUUUGGAAUGUUUACGUAUUCUGGUAUGUCUGUGUCCAUAUCUUUCGAAUGGUCCAUGUCACUAUUCUCGUACGCGUGUUCAUCCUCGAGAUCGUCAUCCGAUGGCAUGAUGACGUAACUCUGGCUGCCUGUGCUCGAUUGGUCGUCCUCAUAGCCGGCGUCGAUCAUUUCACGUGUGUGGUUUGCAUUGGGAUCUUCUGCGGCAAGUGCGUCGAUGUCGAUCUCGGCAUAGCUGCUUUUUUGCGUCUGUGUUGGUUCCUCGGCUGCAUAUUUAAAGUGGUUGGCCGGCUUAACCGUACAGGUCAUUAGGAUCGGUGCAGAUUUUAGUACUUCGCUGACUUGUUCUAUCGUCAUGUUGCUAACAUUGACACCGUCAACAUCGAGAAGUUGGUCACCUAG
Molecule: messenger RNA, 4107 nt
Organism: Paramuricea clavata
Lineage: Eukaryota; Metazoa; Cnidaria; Anthozoa; Malacalcyonacea; Plexauridae
Source: the annotation of a GenBank genome assembly